GCUCUUUCAGCUACACUGUUGGCUUGAAGGUGAUGGGUGAGCUGAACUUUAAGCAGAUGUUUAAUUCUUCACCUCUUUUGGAACUCUCCACUUACAUACUGUGUGCCACAGUCUGCAAUUAUUGUUGAGGGCCAUGCUCACCCAGAACACCUUUGGGAUAUGUGCACACCCUUCUGGGUGAUAUGUCAGUUAGUAGUGUCCACAAUGAUCAGGUAUGGUGGUCCAACCCAAAUAUGCAAACACGGUAGAAAAAACAUCACGUCUUUUUCAGUGUUCACAUCCUUUUAUGUGUAUGUUUUAUGUAUAGUAUUCGAAUAGGAAGUGUCUGGUAUUAAAAUACGUAUGAGGUAAUAAACAGAUUGUCUCGGUUGAGUUUUUGUGAAGUGAAGCCUUGUGUUGCAGCAUUUCUGUCCUCUCGGCCGCUCACGCAGCACUUCCACCUUAAACCAGCAGGGGGCAGGGGUGCGCCUUUGCUUCACCUGUGUCUAUCGGCAGAAGAAGAGCCACGGUUUGUUUCUGUCCUUAAGUCUUAAGUCUGCAUCCUAGAACCGAAUCCCGGUAUGGAAGUCCCCGGUUCAGACAGCGACUGGAGGAGCACGCAGUUUCGGCAGAAAGUCGUCGCUCAGAUUGACGAGGCCAUGAGGAAGGCGGGACCCGGCACCACGACCCACAAGUCUGGCACGGACAUGGAGAACCAAGUCUACAACAAGGCCAAGACCAGAGACGAGUAUCUUUCACUGGUGGCGCGGCUCAUCAUCCACUUCAGAGACAUCCAUAAGAAGUCCCUGGGGGGUCCAGAUCCCAUGAAUGCCCUGACUAACCUGACAGGGGUUGGAGUGGGGCCUGGCGCCAUCGGAAUGGGGCCUCGCCCUGCCGGGGCUCAAGUGGGGGGCAUGGGGCCCAUGGGGCAGAUGCAGAUAGGCCAGCAUGUCAUGGGAGGGGUGCCUGGAAACCCACAAGGCAUGUCAACGCCGGCCCAAAUGCCCAUGCAGACGAUGGUGCAGCAGCAGUUCCAGCAGUUCCAGCAUCAGCAGCAGAACCAGCAGCUGCAGCAGCACCAGAACCAGCAGCUGCAGCAGCACCAGAACCUGCAACAGCAGCUGCAGCAGCACCAGAACCAGCAGCUGCAGCUGCAGCAGGCCCAAAACCAGCAGCUGCAGGUACAGCAGCAGAACCAGCAGCUGCAGCAGGCCCAGAACCAGCAGCUGCAGCUACAGCAGCAGCACCAGAACCAGCAGCUGCAGCAGGCCCAAAACCAGCAGCUGCAGCUACAGCAGCAGCACCAGAACCAGCAGCUGCAGCACCAGAACCAGCAGCAGCAAAACCAGAUGCACCAGGUGAGGAUGUUCCCGCAGCUGCACCACCCUCAGGCCCAGCCUCAGUCCAUGCAUCCCAUGGUGCAUCAGGUCCAGGUCCAGCCGGCGCCGGGUCAGAUGCCCCCCCACUCCCAGCAGCAGCAGCAGCAGCUCAAAGCCUUCCAGCAGGCCCGUGCCACCAUGCAGCACUCGGCGCAGAUCGUGGCCCCGCCCCAGCUGUCCACGCCCGGCGCUGCACCUGGACAGCUGGGUCGUCCCCCGAUGCAGAGUCUUAGCCGGCCGACCCGACCCGUUCUCAACCCCCCCAACGCCUCUGCGGCCCCCACCCCUUCCAACGUGGUUGGAGGACAGGUGCAGCACGCCAUGAUAUCAUCGCCCUCACCUGUGCAGGUGCCAACGCCACAGAUGCCCCCGCCCCCUCAGCCCUCACCCCAGCCCCCCACCUCACAGCCCAGUUCAGUCAGCUCCGGCCCGACUCCCUCCCCAGGAGGAUUCCAGCCCAGCCCCUCCCCUCAGCCCUCCCCCAGCACAGCCACCUCCAGCAGGCCCCCUCAGAUCUACAGCGUUCCCUCUCCAGGACCGCUCAACACUCCAGGUAACCCCGGCUCCGUGAUGAGUCCAUCUCUGGAGGACCAGCAGUACAUGGAGAAGCUGAAGCAGCUGUCCAAGUACAUCGAGCCGCUUCGCCGCAUGAUCAACAAGAUUGACAAGAAUGAAGACAGGAAGAAGGACCUGAGCAAGAUGAAGAGUCUGCUGAACAUCCUGACCGACCCGAACAUCAGGUGUCCUCUGAAGACGCUGCAGAAAUGUGAGAUCGCCCUGGAGAAGCUGAAGAAUGACAUGGCUGUGCCCACCCCCCCUCCCCCACCCAUGGCCACUAAGCAGCAGUACCUGUGUCAGCCUCUGCUGGACGCCAUCAUCACCAACAUUCGCUCGCCGGUCUUCAACCACUCCCUGUACCGGACCUUUGCCCCCGCCAUGAGCGCCAUCCACGGGCCCCCCAUCACCGGCCCCAACGUUUCUGGGAGGAAGAGGAAGCUGGAGGAGGAUGAGCGGCAGACCGUCCCCAACAUCCUGCAGGGGGAGGUGGCCCGCCUGGACGUCCGCUUCCUGGUCAACCUGGACCCCUCGUUCUGCAGCAACAAUGGCAGCGUUCACCUCGUCUGCAAGCUGGAUGAUAAGAACUUUCCCAGCGUUCCUCCUCUGCAGCUCAGCAUUCCCGCGGAUUAUCCGGACCAGAGCCCGCUCUGGAGCGACGACGGCGAGCAGUACGGUGCCAACAGCUUCCUGCAGAGCGUGCACCGCAACAUGACGUCCAAACUGCUGCAGCUGCCCGACAAACACUCUGUGACGGAGCUGCUCAACACCUGGGCCCAGAGCGUCCGGCAGGCGUGCCUGUCUGCCGCCUGAAGCCCCGCCCACCUGGGGUGGUCCGCUCAUGCCACUGCCUCAAUGCAUUCUGGGUGACUGAGACUCAACAGACUUCUUUCUUUUUGGUGGGGCGCUCCUGUUUGUGUUUAUGAAAAGUCUUCCUCACAUCACCUUCAUCGCUUCCUAAAGAUUCCCACUGGGGGGGUUGGAGGCCGACGGGCCCCCUGGUGGGCUAGCCCCCCCUCCCCAUGAGGCUGGAUCAGACAGACACAGGCUGGGAUCAAAGUUUAUUGAUGUACAGAGUGUUCCUGAAGGCAUCAGAAGCUGAGGGAGAAGGCUCUGUAGGACGGGUUUGUGAAGACGUCGAUGCAGCUGCUACUCCCCCCCACUGUCAGCACCUGCAACACACACACCUGCGUCAGAGCCCCGCCCCCAGGUGGGCACUGCUGCCUUCAGGGCCCCGCCCCCAGGUGGGCACUGCUGCCUUCAGGGCCUCACCCUGUGCUCCGUGCUGCCCGUGUUGAUCUGCAGCGUGUUCAGGCUCUGCGGCGUGCACGGGAUCUGCGCUUUCACUGCCCCCCCCAGCAGACAGUGAGACACAAACUGCCCCUCCCCCACCGCCAGGAUCUGCACACACCAGAGCGUUAGUGUCGGCGCGAGGGGCGUGUCACCUGCAGCGAGGCGGCUAGUUCAGCUUUGUACAAUGGCGUGAUGUGUUCAGGCGCCGCUCUUGGUGGGUGUUUCUGGUCGUCCACAGCUCAGUGUUUUUUGCCGGGAACUUCCAGUGUGUCUCCGUGUUUCCUCUUUAGUUUCUGCCGCAUGUCGUCCUUCAUCAGCCAAGAGUCUGGCGUUAGUCUCAAAGCCUCCUUGUUUCCGUCAUCUGGGCGUACGUCUUGUGGGCGUACGUCUUGUGGGCGUACGUCUAGUGGGCGUACGUCUAGUGGGCGUACGUCUAGUGGGCGUACGUCUAGUGGGCGUACGUCUAGUGGGCGUACGUCUAGUGGGCGUACGUCUAGUGGGCGUACGUCUAGUGGGCGUACGUCUAGUGGGCGUACGUCUAGUGGGCGUACGUCUAGUGGGCGUACGUCUAGUGGGCGUACGUCUAGUGGGCGUACGUCUAGUGGGCGUACGUCUAGUGGGCGUACGUCUAGUGGGCGUACGUCUAGUGGGCGUUCGUCUAGUGGGCGUACGUCUAGUGGGCGUACGUCUAGUGGGCGUACGUCUAGUGGGCGUACGUCUAGUGGGCGUACGUCUAGUGGGCGUACGUCUAGUGGGCGUACGUCUAGUGGGCGUACGUCUAGUGGGCGUUCGUCUAGUGGGCGUACGUCUUGUGGGCGUACGUCUUGUGGGCGUACGUCUAGUGGGCGUACGUCUAGUGGGCGUACGUCUAGUGGGCGUACGUCUAGUGGGCGUACGUCUAGUGGGCGUACGUCUAGUGGGCGUACGUCUAGUGGGCGUACGUCUAGUGGGCGUACGUCUAGUGGGCGUGGCGUUGCUCGGUGGCCGGCUGUAGGCCUGGACUUUCUCCGGUUGACGUUUGUCCUCCUCACUGGCAGAAACAGCAGCAGUCCUUGACUAAAGCAAAGUGGUUCCUAAAACUGAGUUCACGUGUUUGUUUGACGAGCUUGAGGGUCCGGUCCGUCCACACUGGGAGGGGGGAAUCUUUCCUUGGAUUCGUGGUCAGGAUUUGGGUUUUGGCUCUUCUGUCCCGCAGCAGGUGUGUGGUUUGUGUGCAGUAAGACAGGGUGUUGAGCUGUGAUACGUCCAGCUCCGGUCCAAAGACGUCUCUGACGGCGGUUUAGGCAGACGCGGCCUGUGGAGAUUAAUACCCCCCCCUCUGGCACCAGGCAAUGUGGGGGGCUGAUAUUAGCCCACGUGUCUUUUCUUUAAGGCAAACGUCCGAUACAAUAAAAACGGUAAACUCUGAACAGCUUCUGGUGUCUCCCACUGAUCUAGUGCAGCAGAAACGGGUUUUGACUGACAUCUGGCAUCCAUCUACACUUGAAUUGACUAACCGUGUUCACACAUGACCCGUCCUAAAGCUUUUUUAGCGUGUCUAGAUCUGCGCCGCUCUUUGUGGCUCCAGGUCGGUCCCAUGGGCGAUCUGAUUGGCCGCCUGACUGUGACGUCGUUUUCUGAAACAGCUUUCCCUGUAUAGCCAGGAGGGAGGUGUGGACGUGCUGUGAUGUCCUGAGGUCCCUAAAGGCAUCACCCCCUCUGCAGAGCGGAGGACAAAGCUGGAAACAUUUGAUCAAACACAAAUGUCUGCAUCUGAUGGGAGAAGCAGAACACCCAAUGACGGCCCUGAUGAUAGUUUGUGCCCCCCCAUCACAGAUUCCACAGAUGCUCCAUGAAUGCAACAGCUUCCCUACUUCCUUUGGACAGAAUCCGAGUCUUGGUUCUGGUCGGGUCCAGAACACCUCUCCUCCUUCAUUCACUCCAUUUCCUCACAGGUGAAGACGAACCUCACCGAGCUGUGUGCACGUACGUGCACGUGCUCUCAGUCGAGCUGUUUGUGUGCCUGAACAGGUGAGGAGGAAAUGGAGAAAAACCUGGAGAACAUUUCAGAAUAAAAGCAGGACUUUGACCAUUUUGCUACCAGAUGUAAAGUUUCUGCAGAGCCGGUCCUCAGACCAUCAUGAGGUCCACAGGAUCCACUUUAAGGGACGAUAGACUGACUAAAAAGUCAUUUGAGAUGUUAGAAGAUUCAAGAAACAAAGUAGAUUGAUUGGAAUGAAUGGUUAUAACAUUCUACAAUCUGAUUGGCUGCUGACAGGGGAAAGCAUCUCAUUGGUUGAUCGGUUCACAGGUGAUUUUUGCAAUCAGAAGGUGACGGAUCUGAGGGCAGGAACCGUUUGGACAAGUUUCCCAAGUUUUCUGCUGGAAGACGCGCUGGAGCUGCAAAAGCAGAAACCGACUGCAGAGCAGCUUUUCUGACGGACGCAGACAUUUUGUCUACAGAAACGUCUUUUUCAGUGUUCACAUCCUUUUAUGUGUAUGUUUUAUGUAUAGUAUUCGAAUAGGAAGUGUCUGGUAUUAAAAUACGUAUGAGGUAAUAAA
Messenger RNA from Oryzias latipes (Japanese medaka), 5747 nucleotides. It is a transcript of the gene med15, whose product is annotated as mediator complex subunit 15. Gene Ontology annotation, biological process: regulation of DNA-templated transcription. Gene Ontology annotation, molecular function: transcription coregulator activity. The record is from RefSeq and is a predicted model, not a curated record. NCBI's taxonomy places the organism in Eukaryota, Metazoa, Chordata, Actinopteri, Beloniformes, Adrianichthyidae.